This is a messenger RNA of Panicum virgatum (switchgrass), 918 nucleotides long. RefSeq lists its product as uncharacterized. The record is from RefSeq and is a predicted model, not a curated record. NCBI's taxonomy places the organism in Eukaryota, Viridiplantae, Streptophyta, Magnoliopsida, Poales, Poaceae. Bases 127 to 684 code for a protein of 185 amino acids. The transcript is spliced from 2 exons.
UCUCAUCUCCAUCCCCGCUCUUCCAGCUCGAGACAGGCAUCCACAGCCAGGAGCUCCCCGCUCCAGCUUCUCCACGUAACCACACGCAUUCACCGUGCCACCACGCUGCCCCGCCGUCUCAGCCUCAUGUCUCUGCUGGCCUCCCCCACGGCGUUCGGCGCGGCCGCCGUCCGCCGUCGCGCCGCACCGCUUCCCCUUCUCCCCGCGAGCGGUCGCGCUGCCCUGCACGUGGCCCUCGCUCGCCGCGGCGGGGUCUCGUCCCGCACGCAGCGGCGCCUCGAGGAGCGCGGCGGCAAGAAGCGCCGCGGCGGGGUCGCGGCGCCCGACGUGGACGAGGAGGCGGCGGAGGCGGGGGCCGCGGAGUGGGAAGGGGAGCCGCUGGGGUUCGAGGUGUCGACGGAGCCCAUGCCGGAGCUACCGGACCCGGAGACGCCGGACUUCUGGGAGGGGCCCCAGUGGGAGGCCCUUGGCUUCUUCGUCCAGUAUAUGUGGGCGUUCGGCGUCGUGUUCGGCCUCAUUGCUUGUGGUGUUGCGGUGGCUACCUACAACGAUGGGGCAACAGAUUUCAGAGACACUCCUGCUUACAAGGAAUCGCAAACACAGGAGUUCCCUGAGGAGUCCGAAUCAUCAAGCGCUGAUGUGUUUGAAGGCAAUCCGACUGAAGUAGCACCAGCUCUUGAGUAGGGCUGGCAAGGAGACACGAGGGAGAGAAGAUGAUGACCCUCUGUCUGCGGUAUAGCCUAUAGGACUUUUCCUUGAAAGUAGCUGGUAAGCAUGUACGUUUUGGUUGAAAUCAUGAUGCUAUGAAAUUUGGCUCGUAAUUAUUGUGUACUGAAUUUUCCCCUGGAAGAAAUUAUAGAUGGCUAGUACCUAGUGCUGAUGGAUUUCAUCUGUAUUUUAUAUAUACCCACUUACCCA